Messenger RNA from Dendrobium catenatum, 1107 nucleotides. RefSeq names its product zinc finger BED domain-containing protein RICESLEEPER 2-like. NCBI's taxonomy places the organism in Eukaryota, Viridiplantae, Streptophyta, Magnoliopsida, Asparagales, Orchidaceae. The record is from RefSeq and is a predicted model, not a curated record. Gene Ontology annotation, molecular function: DNA binding; protein dimerization activity. The transcript has 2 exons. The coding region runs from base 138 to 1034 and encodes 298 amino acids.
UUAGAGAAAGUAUAAAAUAUGUGAAAGGCUCACAAGCUAGAAAGCAAAAAUUUUUGGAAUGUGUCAAACAAAGUUAUCUUGACUCAAAGAAAGGAUUAAGACAAGAUGUGCCUACGAGGUGGAAUUCUACAUUCAUUAUGCUUGAUUCAGCUAUUUAUUACAAACGUGCCUUCCAACAUUUGGAAUUACUUGACUCUAACUUCAAAACUUAUCCUAGUAAUACUGAAUGGGAUAGGUUAGAUAUUAUUUGCAAAUUUCUAGCACCUUUCUAUGAGAUUACUUGUGCAUUCUCAGGUACUAAGUAUCCUACUUCAAAUCUAUUCUUCCCUUGUGUAUCUACGGCUUAUGCAUCACUUAAGCAUGAACGGUUACAUGGUAUUGAGUACAUCCGAAAUAUUGCAACAAGGAUGUUAGUAAAGUUUGAGAAAUACUGGUUUGAUUUUUGUGAUAUCUUGGCUAUAGCAGUCAUCUUGGACCCUAGGUACAAGUUCACAUUUGUUGAAUGGUGUUAUAAAAAAUUAUAUGGAGGUGAUUACAUUUCUGAAACAAAGAAGGUUAGGGAUAAGCUAUUUGCCUUAUUUUCAAACUAUGAGAAGGUGGACCUACAAGCCUCGGAUGACAUGUCAUCAUUACCUUCAGUUAGUUCUCAAGUUGAUAGCUCAACGACUUUUCCUUCAAUUACAAAAUCACAAUUUCUUCAGGAUUAUGACUCAUUUGAAGAGGAAAUAACUAUGCCUAAGAAGUCACAACUUGAAAUGUAUCUUGAAGAACAAAAAAUUGAUAGGAAGGUUAAGUUAGAUGUAAUACAUUUUUGGAAAGGUAACCAAUACAGGUUUCCUGAAGUAGCAGCUAUGGCUAGAGAUGUUUUAUGCAUUCCCAUCUCCACAAUUGCUUCAGAAAGUGCAUUCAAUAACAGUGGUAGAAUUUUGGAUCAAUAUAGAAGUGCUUUAAAACCUGACAUUGUUGAAGCCUUAGUGUGCAGUAAAGAUUGGUUAUAUGGAAAUAAUGGUAAAUGUUCUAUAUGUUUGCAUUAACUUCUCUCAUUUUUCUGGCUUCAUGUUAAAAGUAAAAUGCUUUUUUUGUAGUUAUGACUGAUCCAGAACUUGA